Messenger RNA from Encephalitozoon cuniculi GB-M1, 1794 nucleotides. RefSeq lists its product as uncharacterized. The transcript has a single exon. Gene Ontology annotation, molecular function: cargo adaptor activity. The record is from RefSeq and is marked provisional. Gene Ontology annotation, biological process: receptor-mediated endocytosis. NCBI's taxonomy places the organism in Eukaryota, Fungi, Microsporidia, Unikaryonidae. Bases 1 to 1794 code for a protein of 597 amino acids.
AUGUCAACAAGAGUGGACCCUUUGCUUGCAGCACUUAUCUCUACCCUUCGAGAGUUACCAGUCCACGAAAGGGAAAAGAUAAUACUGAGGGAAAGGCGCAAGAUGGUCUCCUCAGCCGAGACAGAGCCCCAUAUAAGGCAUUCCAACGUACUGAAAUCGAUAUACAUGAAGAUGCUUUCCUAUAAAGUUAACGAAAUCGACUUUUUGAAUGCAUGCGAGUCAAAUGUGCCAAGGAUAAAGAGUGCUGGAUAUCUUGGACUGAUGGCAAUGGAAAGCGACGAAUAUGUCAUUAUGGCAGUGAAUACGAUUAUGAAGGACUUGGGAAGGAAGGAAACAAGAAAUGACGCACUGACUUCUAUCUGCAAUCUCAACAACGACAGCAUGGCCCUUGCCAACCUUACAGGACACAUUUGUCCCAACGGCCGAGGGGAUCCAUUCUACAAGAAGGCCUUAGUGGCGUUUUCUAGGCUGAAUCCCGAUGCCAGGAUCUCUGUUGUGGGGCAGGACUCAUCUGAAAUCUAUGUUAAGUCUCAGAUCCUGGUGGACAUCUUUGGGAAGACAGGAAGGAUGGAUCUCACAGAAAACGACGUUCUGUUUCUUCUCUCGCUCUUCAUGAAAAGCGAUGAUCCUUUUCUUAAGGUUAAGCUCCUGCAGGUCUUUGGGAUACUCCAGUCAAAGAACCAACUGUCCCUGGACAAGGCCUUUCUUGAUUCCAUUGAUGCAGUGAUAAUCCCCUCGAAGGACAAGGUACGCCUGCAGAUAGAAAUAGCACUGGCCAUCGAGGCUGUUGAGUUUCUACUGAAGGCCGGGAAAAGCACGCCAAGAGCUGAGGCAUUUGUUCUUAGGCUUAUUGAGUCACAGAAUCCUAACUCGAGAUACUUUGGGUUCAAAAUGGUAAGAAAGUACAAAAUCCACAGGGACAUAGCCAUAGAUCGAUGUAUAAAGCUCGGACUCCACCACGAUCAGUGCCUCAAAACACUCACCUCGCUCAUAACAAGAAGCAACCACAGGGCAAUACACAAGAAAAAAGAAGAGAUGGUGUUCUACAUGGAAAAGGGGAAUGCGGACAAGCAGAUGGUGAAUGCAACAUUGGCCCUGGUGUUUUCGAGGCUUGUUCAGCAUGCAAAGGAUGAUCUUUUGGUCAAAAUGUACCAAGAGGUUCCGGAGAUAUGCCUGAAGACACCCUUUGAUAAGAACAUACCCAGAGGUUAUGUGCUAAAGCUGUUUAACAAAAUUUGUGUGACCGUCAACAGCAGAUACUUUCCGUUGAUAUACCAACUACUGCAGCCGUGGAUGGGAAACGACGAGUUUUACACCACGAUGUUUGAAAGGCACCUAAACAUCCUGUUGGCAAGAGGAAAGAGAGACUGUGAAAUCACCACCUUGAUGAAGCUACUUGACUGCAUGCUAAAUUUUGGAAUACCCAAUCGCAACCGUGAUAUACUCAUCUCAAGCUAUGGAGAGACUCUGAAGAAAGGAGGUUCUGAAGACAUACUUGACAUGUUGCUGAACACGGUGUACCUGCUCAACGUCAGGCUUGAGAGCCAAGCGAUUCAUGUUGCUUCGGAACACUUUAUUUACUUUACUUCGAUCGGGAAUCACAGCAUUGAGUUCAGAAUGGGCCCAGAACUCGAAAUAAAGUCUUUGGCUGGCAAAGACUUAAGGAUAGAAAAGGCAUAUAAAAGGUCCUCUGAUGGAGUCCAGAUCUUUGCAUAUCACAUCAAGAACCUUUCCAAGCUGAAUGUAAAGGUGUCUGUAGGCACCCAAACUCACACGCUUUUUUUGGAGAUAUGA